Molecule: messenger RNA, 1615 nt
Organism: Botrytis cinerea B05.10
Lineage: Eukaryota; Fungi; Ascomycota; Leotiomycetes; Helotiales; Sclerotiniaceae
Exons: 2
Coding region: 811-1443 (210 amino acids)
Source: RefSeq, a predicted model, not a curated record
GCUUGGCAGAUAGGUUCUCGGCCUCAAUAUCAAUCUUACUUACCAGUAUCACUUUACACAUUGAUACAUUGCGGUACAUGCAGAUAACAAUAACAGUAUUCCGGUACUGGAUUCAAUCACUUAAGCUUUACUUCUAGUGCUAGUGAGCUAUUUGGCAGCGUAGUGGCGGAAUGAUCGAAGCUUGGCACAAUGACGGUAUGGCUUUAUGUGUAAUCACUAAAAUAGUGUGCCAAUUGAACCUUAUAUGUACUCCCCAUCCACAUUUAUUCAUCUGGUUUCUCAAGAUCCCCAUCUUCUUUUCCCAAUUCGGAGUUGUGCGGGGAACUUGGCAUUUACGAGAUUCCCGAAUUGAAUAUAAACAAGAAGGCCAAGGAAUAUCUAGUAAAUAUUCUUCCAAAUACUACAAUCCGCAGUAAAUGUUGGGGUUCCGUCAAAGCGAUGUUUGUUGAUUGUUUUGCCCUGAGAUCUAGGAAAGCUUCUGGACUUUAGCUUUCACAGCCAUGAUUUGACACUUGGCAAUAUCAGUGCUUCUCACUUCGUGCUUGGUAUCAGGACCAGUUCCUAUUCCAAUCCUCAACUUCUCAGUUCAGAUUCUUGGCAAGUACAAGUCUGGCCAUGAGAUCAACUAUCCCAAAGCAAAAAUCAGGAUGGGAAAAAGUGUAUAAGAAGGGUGUGAAAGUCUGGUAUCAAUCACGCUUCCUCAUCAACACAAACACAACUCAAUCAACACUCUAAGUUACUCUACCCUUUGAACAAUCAAACAUCCAAUACUUUAAUACCUUGAAAACAAUCAAACCUGACCCAGUCACAAUGAAGUUCACCAUUGCCGCCACAGUUGCAAUGCUCCUCACAACGACAGCCAUCGCAGCUCCAACAGAUGGCGGCGCAACCUAUGCAUCCUAUGGUAGUUACCCAUGGGUAAAUGGGGCCCCAGUAAACGAACAAGAUGCUUCGAAGGAUGACCCAAAAACCCCUAAUUUACCAUCACAUGUUGUCUAUACUAGCACCUACAGUGUAGUUGCUCUCGGAUCCGAAGUUCGCAAUGGAACCGUCUCGGUCCCGGGCCCUUCAAAUGCGAUCGGCUAUUUCAAUUACGGAAUCAACUCUCACGAAGAUACUAUUUGCUACAACAUCACCCUACUCAACGUAGCCGGAACCUAUCAAUCACCCGCCAAAACCGCAACUCAUAUUCACGAAGCCGUCCGCGGUGCAUCCGGACCUCCUCGUCUUGCACUCCCGAAUCCGGUCGGUGAUGAUCAUCGUCGAAAUAGUGUGGGUUGCAUGACCGGCCCUUUCACAACGGGUCUUAAUGCGCCUAAUGGAGGACCUGAUACUGGUACUGGUUUCAAGGUUGCGCAGAUCGAAGCUAAUCCAGCGGGAUUCUUUACAGAUGCUCAUACCAAUCUUUUCCCGUUGGGUGUUGUUAGAGGCCAGCUUGCAUAGAUGUGAGGUGGCUGGAAGUGCAUACUUGUGGUUUUUCAUAAUGGUUCAUGGGUUUCGGAAUUGGAUAAAGGGGGGAGGAGGGGGGGUAAUGACUUAUGUGUUGGAAAUGUAUUUAUGAUUUUUUGAUAUUUAUGUAGUAUAAUUCAUCUUUAUGAGAAUUUUAAACGCAGCA